UUUGUCCGUUACAUGACUUGUCAACGUGACAGUCUUGACACUGACAGAUAACCAAAUUGUGGCGGCGUAAUGUAAAGUAAACGGUAGUGCCACAUCCUCGACCCUCUUCUAAUUUUGGUUUCUCAACGGUAAAGGCUAAAGGUUUUCUCGUUGUUUGAAAGAACAUAUAUUCAUUCCGAAAUGCCUUCGAAAAUAAACGUGAAGGAGAGGCUCACCGAUGGCGAAAUUGACUUGAGUAUGUCCGAUUUGGAAGACGUUCCUGUGAAAGAUAUUGUGCAGUUCAAGAAGGCCACUAGCCUAGACUUAUCCAACAACCGCCUUACAUUCCUACCUGCAAACUUUUCGUUGCUGACUCAUAUUACUAAGCUAGACCUUAGCAAAAACGAGUUGCAGUCACUUCCAGAUGACUUCGGCAAUCUAGUGAAGCUGCGGCGCUUAGAUCUUUACCACAACCAGUUGAAGAACCUACCUCUGAGCUUCAGUAAACUUAAGGAACUGAAAUGGCUGGAUUUGAAGGAUAAUUCUCUUGAACCAGCUAUUGCAAAGGUUGCAGGUCCAUGCUUGAACUCAAAGCAGUGUGAAGACUGUGCUAGAGAUGUAGUCAAUUUCUUUGUUAAACUCGAAAAACAGGUGAAUGUAGAACUUGAGAUUCGCAACAAAUCGAAACAAAAGCAACAGGAAGUCAUUCAGCAGAAGAAGAAGGAAGAAAAGAAGAAGCAGAAGAAAGAAAAACAGAAGCAAAGGCAGGAUUCUAAUUCUCCUUCUUUGAAGAAUGAGGUAAACAAUAGAGCGAAAUCCAAGAAAGAGAAAAAGGCACUCAAGAAUGCUCAAAAAAACAAAUCAUUCCUGUCAUUUUUAUUCCAACUAUUCAUGCUUUUUUUCAUCACAAUGUUGGUUCUGUUUGUAUCAACAUCUGUUAAGCUCAAGUUUACAGAAAAUUUGGACAUACUCGUAAGAGAAUGGUAUAAACGUUGUUCUGAUAGUUUGCCGCCAAAUUACAAAGUGUAUGCAUUGAAGUUUGGUAACUAUGUGGAGGAUAUACAUACAAAGACAGGAAAAAUUACUUUAUUUACUGUUCAAUACGUACAUGAGAAGUUAUCCCAAAUUCCGUACCAGGAUAUUCUCAAUAAUUUGAAAAAUAUUUGGGAGACAUUGCUGAAAGCUGUCAGUGAAAUUCCAUACCAGGAAAUACUAAAUAAUCUUAAGAAUUUAUGGGAGACAUUUAUGAAGACUGUUCAUGAUGCUUAUGAAAGUGUGAUGCAUGGAAAAUAAAUAUUUUUUCAUUUGGAAUAA
Messenger RNA from Acanthoscelides obtectus, 1293 nucleotides. The record is from the annotation of a GenBank genome assembly. NCBI's taxonomy places the organism in Eukaryota, Metazoa, Arthropoda, Insecta, Coleoptera, Chrysomelidae.